AUGUAUUCUACGUGGAAAUUAAACCAGCUCAAAGAAGAAUUAAAGAAAAGAGGUGCGUCCUGUAGUGGAAGGAAGGCAGACCUUGUAGAGAGGUUAGAGGCGUAUGAUAGAAAUUUUAACUUUACUGAUAAAUCGUAUUCCCCAGAACCAGUACAAGGCGAAGUUAUGAUCAUACCAAAAGACGAUUUUUAUAAAGAUAUUAACAGCAAUACCCCAUUGCCACCAUUAAAUAAACACCAAAUACAAGAGUAUCUUGGAGAGGCUGUCUCAAUAAAUGAUUUUACAUAUGUAAAAGGUUUUUGUAAAGCAGCAAUGAGAAAAACUCAGUAUGAGGUAAAUAUUAAAUUAUACAAAAAUGGUAUAUUAGAAGAGACUAAUUGUGAAUGUACAGCUGGAUCUGGAGUUAAUUCACAGUGCAAGCAUAUUGCUACUGUAUUGUUUGGCACAGUUGAUAUGAUUGAACAUAAAACUAUAGUAUUAGAGGAAGUGUCUACUCAAAAGCUACAGAGCUUUAACCAGCCCAAGAAAAAAUAUUUUUCCUCACCUCUGAAAGCACAGAAUUUACCUUAUAAAAGAACUGAAGGGAAUUUGAAUUUUCAUCCGUAUAGGGGUAUUAUCAACAAAGACAAAUAUAAUGAAAGAAUACGGAAUCUUGUCUUAAAUUGUACAGGCAGUACUAUGCCUUUAAGGCAACUAUAUAAACCUGCAAAUCCUUAUGCAAUCGAGUGGGAUCAUGGCAGUUACAGUGUUUCUUUAAAAGAUAAAAUUUUGAAAUCCUUAUAUUUAAAAAAUGUUACCUUAGAAGAUAUUGAAAAUAUCGAAAGAGACACUAGAAUGCAGUCAAAAUGA
Parnassius apollo (apollo) is the source of this 849-nucleotide messenger RNA. NCBI's taxonomy places the organism in Eukaryota, Metazoa, Arthropoda, Insecta, Lepidoptera, Papilionidae. The record is from the annotation of a GenBank genome assembly.